AUGCAGUUAUUUGAAAGCAUUAUGUUUGGCAAAAUAACUGAGGCGCAAAAGGCGGCGAUGAAGAAGGGCUUCGCCGCGGCGAUAUCAGCUGCUGACACGGAAAAGUCUGAGCUCGAUGGAAAGGCUCAUCUAUCGGAUAAUGAGAGCGUCGAAAGUAAAACGGAUCUUCCAUCGUCUCAUGAUAAGAGCCUAGGGGAGGCGUCUGAGGUACUUCGUAUCAACGUUCAUAGCGAGAGCGUUGAAAUUAGCAAUAUCCGUUUGUUCGCGCUUGAUGAGAUAGACUUCACUUUACUCACCCGCUGCACGUCUCUUUCUUUACGGAAAAAUCUUAUUCAUGUUCUCUCGCCGCUUCCAAUAAAAUUAGCGAAUCGCCUAAACGAACUUGACUUUUUUGACAACAAAAUUAAGAAAGUGGGUGAUUUUUUUGAAAGUGCCCUUGUAGAGACCACUGUAGACGACAAAGUGCAGUGGAUUAAGGAGCCUCAAUGCAAACCUUUCUCCUCCUUGACUAAACUCGACCUGAGUUACAAUCAAAUACGCGUGAUAUCCGGUCUGGACUCGUUGGGGGAUACUCUCAAGGAAUUGUAUCUGGUAGAAAAUAAAAUUAAGGUAAUUCAGGGGCUGGGCGCACUCCGCAACUUAGAGUUGUUGGAGCUCGGUGGAAAUCACAUCCGCGAAAUCGGCAGUGGCUUAGAGAAUCUCGUAAACCUCAGGCAGCUAUGGCUUGGGAAGAAUAAGAUAGUCAGUAUUGGUAAUAGUCUUCGCACACUGCGUUCGCUGGAGCUUCUAAGUUUGCAGGCAAAUCGGAUUCUCUUGGUUGAGCCGGAGUGUUUUACGAAUGAAUACCACCCCUCUCUGAGGGAACUGUAUCUGUCUGAGAAUGGGAUUCGCAAGAUUGAAAACAUCUGCCUAGCUAAUCUUCGAACGCUUGACUUUAGCUUUAACCCUAUUGAACGCAUCAACGAAGAGGUGAUAUGUUGCGCAAACAUGCCGAUUUUGGAGGAAUUUUGGCUUACCGAUGGAAAGAUUAGCGAAUGGGGUGAGGUUCAGAAACUCGCACCUUUCAAGGAAACGCUGCGAACGGUGUAUCUUGAACGAAAUCCCAUAGAGCAAGAUAGGAGGUAUCGAAAUAAGGUGUAUUUAUGCUUGCCGUUUCUGGAGCAAAUUGAUUCCUGGCCUGUGGUGAACAUUGCUGAUUUGGAGAUGGAUCGAAAGAUUGAGCGAGAUAAGUGA
Phytomonas sp. EM1 is the source of this 1233-nucleotide messenger RNA. NCBI's taxonomy places the organism in Eukaryota, Euglenozoa, Kinetoplastea, Trypanosomatida, Trypanosomatidae. The record is from the annotation of a GenBank genome assembly.